This is a messenger RNA of Diaporthe amygdali, 555 nucleotides long. RefSeq lists its product as uncharacterized. The coding region runs from base 1 to 555 and encodes 184 amino acids. Lineage: Eukaryota; Fungi; Ascomycota; Sordariomycetes; Diaporthales; Diaporthaceae. The record is from RefSeq and is a predicted model, not a curated record. The transcript is spliced from 2 exons.
AUGAUGAACCCAAUUCACAUUUUCUUCACAUGGGCCAUAUUCAGCCUUAAUACCUCGGCGAAAUGGUUAGGCGAAUGGGGCUUGGAGAACUUCGCCAUCACCUGCCCAAACGACGACUCCUGCACGUACAACUUCAGGAUCAUCCGGGGUGUCCAAACCCCGGACCAGUUCUACCGACACACGGACUGCAUCUUCACCAUCAACAGGGACCUUGACAUUCCUGCGUCCCAGGUCAACUUGACCAACCAGUUGUGUGAAGGGACGGACGAGUUCAAGGUCAACAGCCAAUGGAACUACAAUGGAUCCAUCAGCCUUUGCAUCAUCCACGAGAUAUCGGACAGCUGGGCGUUCUUCGGCUACGAGACCUCGCAGAUCCUCAACGCCAACGCGUCGUGGAUGGUUACCAGCCCCUGCUACCAGAUCGGCACCUUCAAUGACAGCGACCGACCCCCUGGGUACCCGGGAGACGGGAAGGCUGAGCUGUGGUCUGACAACGAGGGGCUGGGUGAGGCGGAGAAAUCCUGCGAGCUGAGUGUCGGUAGAAACUGUGUCUGA